This is a messenger RNA of Castor canadensis (American beaver), 6183 nucleotides long. The record is from RefSeq and is a predicted model, not a curated record. Lineage: Eukaryota; Metazoa; Chordata; Mammalia; Rodentia; Castoridae.
UCUUAAACAGAUUGUUACAACUUUCCACGUGACCGUCCAAGACGCUGAUAACAUCCUUGUCUUUUUGGAAGCGUCAGAUCUCGUCGGUUCGGCAUCUGUGUAUGUUGUGAAGAUAACUGGUGAAUCCAAAAAUUACUUCUUUGAAUUUGAGGAAUUCAACAGCACUUUGCCUCCUCCUGUUAUCUUUAAAGCCAAUUAUCACGGCCUAUAUUAUAUAAUCACUCUGGUCGUGGUAAAUGGGAAUGUGGUUACCAAGCCAUCCAGAUCAAUCACUGUGUUAACAAAACCUUUACCUGUAACCAGUGUUGCAAUAUAUGACUAUAAGCCUUCUCCUGAAACAGGAGUACUAUUUGAAAUCCAUUAUCCAGAAAAAUACAACGUUUUCACUAGAGUAAACAUAAGCUACUGGGAAGGGAAAGACUUCCGGACAAUGCUGUACAAAGAUUUCUUUAAGGGAAAAACAGUAUUUAACCACUGGCUGCCAGGAAUAUGUUAUAGUAACAUUACCUUUCAGCUGGUGUCUGAGGCAACUUUUAAUAAAACUACCCUUGUGGAGUAUAGUGGUGUCAGUCAUGAACCCAAACAGCAUCGAACUGCCCCCUAUCCACCUCGAAAUAUUUCUGUUCGUUUUGUAAACUUGAACAAAAACAACUGGGAAGAACAGAGUGGCAGCUUCCCAGAAGAAACAUUCCUAAAAUCACAAGAUUCAGCAGGAAAAGACAAACUCUUCCAUUUCACAGAUGAAACUCCUGAGAUUCCCUCCAGCAACAUUUCUUCAAGUUGGUCUGAUUUUAACAGCAGUGACUAUGAAGCCACAUCUCAGCCCUCUUGGUGGGACAGUGCAACUGCAGCUCCUGAAAAUGAAGAUGAAUUUGUCAGCGUACUUCCCACAAAAUAUGAAAAUAACACUCCACUCAGUGGGACAGAGAAGUCACCAUCAGACUCUUUCUCUUUCUUCCCCGUGCAGAUGAUAUUGAGCUGGUUACCACCAAAGCCACCUACAGCCUUCGAUGGGUUCAAUAUUCAUGUAGAAAGAGAAGAGAACGUUACUGAAUAUUUGAUGGUGGAUGAAGAAACACAUGAAUUUGUUGCAGAACUGAAGGAGCCUGGGAAAUACAAGUUAUCUGUGGCAACCUUUAGUUCCUCAGGAUCUUGUGAAACUCGAAAAAGUCAGGCAGCAAAAUCACUCAGCUUUUAUCUCAGUCCUACAGGAGAGUGGAUUGAAGAACUGACUGAGAAGCCCCAGCAUGUCAGCGUCCAUGUUUUAAGCUCAACCACUGCCUUGAUGUCCUGGACAUCUUCCCAAGAGAACCACAACAGCACCAUUGUGUCUGUGGUGUCCCUGACCUGCCAGAAGCAAAAGGAGAGUCAGAGGCUGGAGAAGCAGUACUGCACCCAGGUGAACUCAAGCAAACCGAUGAUUGAAAAUCUGGUUCCCGGUGCCCAGUACCAGGUUGUGAUAUAUCUAAGAAAAGGCCCUUUGAUUGGGCCACCUUCAGAUCCUGUGACAUUUGCCAUUGUUCCUACUGGAAUAAAAGAUUUGAUGCUCUAUCCCUUGGGGCCGACUGCAGUGGUCCUGAGUUGGACCAGACCUUACUUAGGAGUUUUCAGGAAAUACGUGGUUGAAAUGUUUUACUUCAAUCCUGUGACAAUGACCUCAGAGUGGACAACCUACUAUGAAAUAGCAGCUACCGUCUCCCUGACUGCUUCAGUGAGAAUAGCUAAUUUGUUACCAGCAUGGUAUUACAACUUUCGAGUGACCAUGGUGACAUGGGGAGAUCCAGAAUUGAGCUGCUGUGACAGUUCCACCAUCAGCUUCAUAACAGCCCCAGUGGCUCCAGAAAUCACUUCCGUGGAAUAUUUCAACAGUCUGUUGUACAUCAGCUGGACAUAUGGGGAUGACACAACUGACCUGUCCCAUUCCAGAAUGCUGCACUGGAUGGUUGUCGCAGAAGGAAGGAAGAAAAUUAAAAAGAGCGUGACACGCAAUGUCAUGACUGCAAUUCUCAGCUUGCCUCCUGGGGACAUCUACAACCUCUCAGUCACUGCUUGCACUGAAAGAGGAAGUAACACCUCCCUGCUCCACCUCGUCAAGCUAGAACCAGCUCCUCCCAAAUCACUCUUUGCAGUGAACAAAACGCAGACGUCGGUGACUUUGCUGUGGGUGGAGGAUGGCAUAGCUGAUUUUUUCGAAGUCUUUUGUCAGCAGGUUGGCUCUCGUCGGGAAACCAAACUCCAGGAACCAAUUGCGGUUUCUUCUCAUGUCGUGACCAUCUCCAGCCUCCUUCCUGCCACAGCCUACAACUGUAGCGUCACCAGCUUCAGCCAUGACAGCCCCAGCAUUCCCACAUUCAUAGCUGUCUCGACAAUGGUUACAGAGAUGAAUCCUAAUGUGGUGGUAAUCUCAGUGCUGGCCAUCCUCAGCACACUUUUAAUUGGACUUCUGCUUGUUACCCUUGUCAUUCUUAGGAGAAAGCAUCUCCAAAUGGCUAGGGAGUGCGGAGCAGGGACCUUUGUCAAUUUUGCCUCCUUGGAGCGGGAUGGAAAACUUCCCUAUAAUUGGCGUAGGAGUCUAUUUGCUUUCUUAACCCUGCUACCUUCAUGUCUUUGGACUGAUUAUCUUUUGGCAUUUUAUAUUAAUCCUUGGAGUAAAAAUGGUUUAAAGAAGAGGAAACUGACUAACCCAGUUCAACUGGAUGACUUUGAUUCCUACAUCAAGGACAUGGCCAAAGACUCUGACUAUAAAUUUUCUCUUCAAUUUGAGGAGUUGAAAUUGAUUGGAUUGGAUAUUCCACACUUUGCUGCCGAUCUCCCACUGAACCGAUGUAAAAACCGUUACACAAACAUCCUACCAUAUGACUUUAGCCGAGUGAGACUAGUCUCUAUGAAUGAAGAGGAGGGUACAGACUACAUCAAUGCCAACUACAUUCCUGGGUACAACUCACCUCAGGAGUACAUCGCCACCCAGGGCCCACUGCCUGAAACCAGAAAUGACUUCUGGAAGAUGGUCCUACAACAGAAGUCUCAGAUUAUUGUCAUGCUCACUCAGUGCAAUGAGAAAAGGAGGGUGAAAUGUGACCAUUACUGGCCAUUCACAGAAGAACCUACAGCUUAUGGAGACAUCACCGUGGAGAUGAUCUCAGAGGAAGAGCAGGAUGACUGGGCCUGGGCCUGUAGACACUUUCGGAUCAGUUAUGCUGACGAGAUGCAGGAUGUGAUGCAUUUUAACUACACUGCAUGGCCCGAUCAUGGUGUUCCUCCAGCAAAUGCAGCAGAAAGUAUCCUACAGUUUGUACACAUGGUCCGACAGCAGGCCACCAGGAGCAAAGGCCCAAUGAUCAUUCACUGCAGUGCGGGCGUGGGACGGACAGGAACCUUCAUUGCUUUGGACAGACUCUUGCAGCACAUUCGGGAUCACGAAUUUGUGGACAUCUUAGGGCUGGUGUCAGAAAUGAGGUCAUACCGGAUGUCCAUGGUACAGACAGAGGAGCAGUACAUUUUUAUCCAUCAGUGUGUUCAGCUGAUGUGGAUGAAGAAGAAGCAGCAGUUCUGCAUCAGUGACGUCAUAUACGAGAACGUUAGCAAGUCCUAGUUCUGAAUCUGGAGCAGAGAGGAUGUGAUAUGCACCCAUCCUACCUUGCUUCCAGAUGUUUUUGAGGAGAUGCCAGUUAUUUUGCUAAAAUGAGCCCUUGCUCUGUAUUAUGUGGCCAAGGAGGUAAUUUAUCUCAUAGGAGCACUGGGGAUCCUUAGCCUUAAAGAGCCUGCAGUGUCUUUUGGACUCUUUCACUUCUGGACAUUUGAUGGACCAAAUUCAACAGAACACCAGAAAGGUCUGCAAAGGGUAGGAAGUACAAGACUUCGAAGACUAUAGUUGGCCCUUUGCUGGUUGGGCUGAGUUGUUUUUUUUUUUUUUUAAGUGCAAUAAUUUUUGUAUGUGUAAGAUUUUAUCAGAAAGUUGAAUCAUUCUCUACCCACACUAUUAAUCAACUCCACAGCCCAGGAAAGAACAGGCAUUGUUAACAUUAAAUUAUACCUCAUUAUUUAAGAGGCAUGGCCACACACAAGGAAAUAGUAAUUCUACUUCCAAGAUCUAUACUCCAACCUUGAAAAUAUGGGAUCAGGAAUGGGGUGGGUAGAUAGGGAAGAGAGAGAGGUUCUCUCUCUCUCUUGACCCCACAGAUUAAGCACGUGUCUUUUCCUAUUCCAAAUAUGAAAACCUGUACUUCAACUUCAAAAUAGAGUAGAAAAAAUAUUUGUCUUAAUUGUUCUAGUUCUUGAUGGUUUUAUUGCUUAUUAACAGUUGAGUGCUUUUUCCUUGGCCCUUUUGGACUAAUGUCACUGUCCAGAUUCCUUUUCAAGAACCUAGAUCUAGUUCAGAACAGUUUCAAAUCUGACUCUAAAUGCUGUUGCUGUCUGAGCAAUCUUGGUGCCUACACUUUACAUUUCUUUUUCUGUUGACCUGCAUACACGUAAGAGCUGUUUCUCAGAACCAUCAGCUGUGAAAACGCACUUUCCUCCCCCUGCCCCCAAAGAGCUGGGAAUUUAUGACGUCAUGGCAAUGAAUUUCGGCAUGCUAGGACAAUUGUUUGACUACAUCCUUUUGUAACACUGUCAAGUGUCUCUAUGGAUUCCGACAGAGAUUUCUUUGUUUUAUUUUGCGUUGUCAGUUUCAUUUUAACCUGUGUAACUAGUGGCAUUUUAUUCUUUGGAUUUUGUAUAAUUACAGUACAUGACUGUGUAUUGUGACAUGAAUACUGUCAAAAUGGACAUUGAUGGCAUUGUGAAAACUGUUACUUUGUGCCAUUUCCUGAAAAGUAAGAGGUGAUGGUAAGGACAUACAAAGGAAAACAUUCUGAGUUGAAAGUAAACAAGCUGGCUGCUUCACUGUGGCAAUGUGGCUAUGUGAGUCUGCCUGUGUGUGCCCCCAGGAGGCUUCACGCCUCUCCCUGUGUCUGAUCCUGCCCCUUCCCCUGGCUUCUAUCCCUGCCAAAUCAGCUUCAUGAAACCAUGUAUGUAGGAUCUAGGAUCAGCUUAAUAUUUCAGCCAUGACCUCAGUGAAGGUAAAGGAUACCAAAUGAACAGCUUUGCACCCCACUGACUCUUGUCACUGAGAAGGUUUGGCCACAGUCGACCUUGGCAAAGGUGCUUGCAAGAUCUAGCCAGCAAGUCUCACUUUCACAUUGCAGGGAGAACAACAGAGGAUCUGCACCCCACAGUUUAACAGCUUGGGCUCCUCAGGAAUUGUCAGUUUUUAUUUACCUCCUUUGCUCUGUUUCUUGAUUCCCUCUGCCUCUUCUCACCCUACUCCUUUAAUUCUCUCUUGGACAUUUUAAUAACACAUCAUGGCAGUCUCAGGAACAACAAAAGUAAAGAAAGGUGGCAAGUUUAUGUAUGACAUUCUUAGAUUCUCGCACAUAGACAGGUCAGGAGUGAAAUGUGUGACAUUGGAAGAGCUGGAGUGAUGAGUGGGUAAGCUGACAUAUAUUUCCCACACUGCCACAAAGAUUCUUGCAGAUUUGUGACUUGGAACAUGACUUCCUGUGAAACAAAGCACUUCUUAAAUAUUUCAUGUUUUUCUUGGCCACCCCUCACAAUAGGGAUCAAAUAAUGCCAGAUCAAUUUCUCCAAAAGAGAAAAGGAGUCUAGACAAAGACUCAGAGUUGAGCCCACAGGAAGGUCACAAAGAAGCAUGUCCCUAAAUUGUCAUUCAUGGUCUCUUCUGUCAUCACUCUGUAGAGUCCCUGGUGGGAAAGGCAUCCAUCUAGCAAAAGGCAUGGAUUCUAAUUCUGACAAUGACUUCGGAACUUAUCUCUGCUGAGUUUCAGUUAAUAAACUGUGGAAUGACCUGGGAAUAACAUCAUAUUUUGUAGGUGUAAGGAGUAUCCAAUAUGAUAAUUCAUCCAAAGGUGCUUUGUAUCUUGUUCUCUCAUGAACCCUAAAGCCACUCUAAUCAGCUCUGUUUCCACCCCGGGAACCAACUUUAGCAUUCAGGAGAGACGAUUCCAGGGAGUCUGAAUUAUUAAUUAGGUUUUAAAAAAAUCAUUUGAAUAGUGCUUUGUACUGAAUGAGCAGAGAAGCACUACCACAUGCAUUUCAUAAUAGCCUGUAUGACACCAGAAAGCACCAAAGACUGUAGAAUUACAAAAUGUUUGUCUUCUAGUGUAUACUUUUGACAUCAAAUAA